Molecule: messenger RNA, 1097 nt
Organism: Thamnophis sirtalis
Lineage: Eukaryota; Metazoa; Chordata; Lepidosauria; Squamata; Natricidae
Gene: TMEM11
Product: transmembrane protein 11
Biological process (GO): inner mitochondrial membrane organization
Cellular component (GO): mitochondrial inner membrane
Source: RefSeq, a predicted model, not a curated record
UUUUCCAAGAUGGCGGCCUGGGGAAGGAGGCGCGCGGGGCCCGGCAGCUCCAGCGGCGGCGGAGGCGCCGCCAGGGAGAGGGUCUCCUUAUCCGCCACGGACUGUUACAUUGUCCACGAAAUCUACAACGGGGAGAACGCGCAGGACCAGUUCGAAUACGAGCUGGAGCAAGCCCUGGAGGCGCAGUACAAGUACAUCGUGAUCGAGCCCACCCGCAUCGGGGACGAGACGGCCCGUUGGAUCACGGUGGGGAACUGCCUGCACAAAACGGCGGUGCUGGCGGGCACGGCCUGCCUCUUCACCCCUCUGGCUUUCCCCCUGGAUUAUUCCCACUACAUCUCUCUGCCGGCUGGCGUGCUCAGCGUGGCCUGCUGCACCCUCUACGGCAUCUCCUGGCAGUUCGACCCCUGCUGCAAGUACCAGGUGGAGUACAACGCCUACAAACUCUCUCGCCUGCCCUUACACACGCUGACCACCUCCACCCCGGUGGUGCUAGUGAGGAAGGACGAUCUCCACAGGAAGAGACUCCACAACACGAUAGCCCUGGCGGCCCUGGCGUACUGUGUAAAGAAGGUGUACGAACUCUACGCCGUAUGAUUGCGGCCGAGGACGGCGGGAAGGGGCGGGGUGGAGGGGAGAGAAACCCAGCGCUAAAGGUGUAUUAAGGACUCUCCUACAGGAACAAUUCGACUAUUUUUUUUUUCCUCUUGAAGUGGUGCCUGGAAAUCCGUUUUCUUUCGGUUUACCCGAUUAUUAUUAUUAUUAUUAUUGUUGCUUUGGUUAUUAUUAUUUUUUUUUGGGGGGGGAGAAACAAUCACACGUCACACAUCAAGGGAUUCCUGUUAUGUUUUUUUUUUAAUGCCCCAGACCUGCGACGGACGAGCAAUGAAGACAACAGUCGUGGGAUCUCGGGGCAAGGAAAACAAUGCACGGGGUUGGUGGGUCGAUGUUGGUUCCUCCACCCAUCCUCCACCACCCCACUCACCCUUGGGGGUGGUGGGGGGAAACAACAACCCUUAAGUCUCUUGUUUAAUUGUAUUCUACAGAAACCAGCUCAACGAUAUCACUGACCAUUCAUUAAAGGAUGAGAAUUUCCA